GCCGGCGGAAGUUGCCUCUGAUUGGCUUACCCUGGAAUUCUUCCCUUAACCCUAACCAAUCUCAUUCCUCAUGCCUUAACAUAACCAAUCCAACCAACGAAGGCAACGAGUAAUGACCAAUCAGAGGCAGAUUAGGGCGGGUCAAGCCUUCACUAUCCUACAAAACGCAAAUUUGCGAGCGGGAACCUGGAAGGUACUAACGCGCUACAGCCAGUUAUUGGAAGGCUUUGGUGGAGUCAUGCAGGCCUUUUUGAAAGGAGCAACUGUUCAGACUACCAGAUCUCAGAAAGACAAGGCAGCAGCAGGGCUAAGUACAGAGAAGAAAGCCAAGGCUAUUCCUUGGGUAGAAAAAUACAGGCCAAAGUGUGUUGAUGAGGUGGCCUUUCAGGAGGAGGUAGUAGCAGUGCUGAAGAAGUCUCUGGAAGGAGCUGAUGUAAGUAUCAGGCUAUUAUCAUGGCUUUGAUGAAGCCCACUGUGUUGUUUGAUGGAUUGAUUUAACACCUUUUCCAUUUGAAAAUGGUAAAAAAA
Sander lucioperca (pikeperch) is the source of this 528-nucleotide messenger RNA. RefSeq names its product replication factor C subunit 4-like. NCBI's taxonomy places the organism in Eukaryota, Metazoa, Chordata, Actinopteri, Perciformes, Percidae. The transcript has 3 exons. Bases 113 to 463 code for a protein of 116 amino acids. The record is from RefSeq and is a predicted model, not a curated record.